This is a messenger RNA of Clarias gariepinus (North African catfish), 2192 nucleotides long. Its product is annotated as E3 ubiquitin-protein ligase TRIM39-like. The transcript has 7 exons. The record is from RefSeq and is a predicted model, not a curated record. The coding region runs from base 101 to 1732 and encodes 543 amino acids. Lineage: Eukaryota; Metazoa; Chordata; Actinopteri; Siluriformes; Clariidae. Gene Ontology annotation, molecular function: protein binding; zinc ion binding.
UGAAGAGUGAAGCCGAUUCAUCAUCAGGAUUCAUCACAAUCUCCAGUUUAAAGCUUCUCAGUCUUUCUUCAAGGAACUAAAAGCACAGCAGCUAAACUUCAUGGCUUCCUCCAGCAGUGUCCUGUGUGAAGAUCAGCUCCAGUGCUCCAUCUGUCUGGAUGUGUUCACUGAUCCAGUCUCUACUCCAUGUGGACACAACUACUGUAUGAUCUGUCUCAAAGAGUUCUGGGACAGCAGUUCACACUGUCAGUGUCCAGUGUGUAAAACGACUUUUGCUAAAAGACCUGAACUACGUGUGAAUACGUUCAUCUCUGGACUGGCUGCUCCAUUUAGAAAGUCAGUUCAGGUGAAACCCAGCAGUGCUGCAGAAAAACCCACCCAAUCUCUGGUGCUCUGUGAGGCCUGCUGUGAAAAGAAAUGUGCAGCUGUGAAGUCCUGCCUGACCUGUAUGACCUCUUACUGCAAGACUCACCUGGAACCUCAUGAGAGAGUGUCUUCAUUAAUGAAGCACAAACUGAUAGAGCCUGUGGAGAACAUGAAGGACUACAUCUGUCAGAAACAUGAGAGACCCCUGGAGCUGUUCUGUAGAGACGACCAGACGUGUGUGUGUCAGUUCUGUACUGAAACAGACCACAAAACUCACAACACUGUUCCUAUAGAGGAGGAGAGUGCAGAGAAGAAGACUGAGAUGGAAAAGACACGAGCAGAAGUUCAGCAGAUGAUUCAGGAGCGUCUAAAGAAGAUUGAGGAAAUCAAACACUCUGUAGAACUCAAUAAUAAAAACACAGAGAAGGAGAAAGCAGAUGUUGUGGAGAUCUUCAGUGCUCUGAUGAGCUGCAUUGAGAGAAGCCAGGCUGAGCUGCUUAAGGUGAUGGAGGAGAAGCAUAAAGCAGCAGAGAGGCAGGCUGAAGAGUUCAUUAAAGAUCUGGAGCAGGAAAUCACUGAGCUAAAGAGGAGAAACACUGAGCUGGAGCAGCUCUCACACACUGAGGAUCACCUCCACCUCCUACAGAUUUACCCGUCACUGUGCAGCCCUCCACACACCCAGGACUGGACUGAUGUCACUAUUAACACUCGUCUGAGUGUGGAGACUGUGAGGAGAGCUCUGUCUCAGAUCCAGGAGACUCUCAGUGAGGAAAUGGAGAAGCUUGAUGAGACUGAACUGAAGAGAAUUAAACAAUAUGCAGUGGAUGUGACUCUGGAUCCUGAUACAGCUCAUCCUCAACUCAUCCUGUCUAAUGAUGGGAAACAAGUUACACAUGGAGUCAAGAGACAGAAUCUCCCUGAUAAUCCAGAGAGGUUUGAUAAAUAUAUCAUUGUGUUGGGAAAGGAGGGAUUCUCCUCAGGGAGAUUUUACUAUGAGGUGCAGGUCAGAGGGAAGACUGAGUGGGAGUUAGGAGUGGCCAGAGAGUCCAUUAACAGGAAAGGGGAGAUUACACUCAGUCCUGAAGAUGGAGUCUGGUGUGUGUGGCUGAGGAAUAAGACUGAAUAUGAGGCUCAGGACUCUCCUCCUGUCUCCCUCUCCUUGAAACAGGCUCCUCAGAAGGUGGGGGUGUUUGUGGAUUAUGAGGAGGGUCUGGUCUCCUUCUAUGAUGUUGAUGCAAAGUCUCAUAUCUACUCUUUCACUGGUCAGACUUUCACUGAGAAACUUUAUCCAUACUUCAACCCCUGUCUUAAUGAUGAAGGUGAAAAUUCCUCACCACUGAUUAUCUGUCCUGUUAGUCAAAUAUAAUAUUAAUUUUAUUGUUUGUUUAUUUGUAUUGUAUUUAGAAUUUUGUGAUCAUCUGUUGUACAUUAUCUAGUCCUGUUUAUACUGUAGUGAAACAAUCACAGAAACAGCAACAUUAGUUACAUUUUAACUCUGUAAACUAAUGAGGUGUUCAAAUACGAGCAGUAUUGUGGAUAAUCGUCUCUCAUGCUCGGUCUCAACGCGUGUGCGUCCCUCAUAUAGUCAACAUCUGUGUACGCUUAUUCUGUUUACUAUAACACUGUGACCAUGUGUGUGUGUGUGUGUGUGUGUGUGUGUGUGUGUGUGUACUGUACACACUGUAAACCCUGCUAAGAUGAUUGUACUUAAACAAUUUGAGGCAACUGCUUUAAAAAAUUGACAGUAAAAAAAAUACAUUUGGUUAAUUAGAGUCAACUUAAAUGUAAAACAGUCAAAAUGCAACAUUUAAACUUAUACACACUUG